GUGUGUUUGUGUGUGUGCGUAACACGGAGCCACCGCUGUUUCGAGACACUGGCAGAUGAAAUGUAGUUGUGCAACACGUGAAUUCCCGACAGAAAGGCGAGUCGCGAGUUGUCACAAGCUCUGUGCCGACCUUUAGAAACCGUCAAACAGGUCCAUUCAGCGCAAAGAGCGGACAAGGGUGAGGAGAUACAACAUCUGGAGAGCGGAGUGUUUUAAAAGUGUCAUUAUGCCAUGGCGUCUCUGGGCGCCUCCUUCGUUCAAAUCAAAUUCGAUGACAUCCACUUCUACGAGAACUGUGGCGGCGGGAGCUUUGGCAGUGUGUACCGCGCCCGCUGGAUCUCUCAGGACAAAGAGGUGGCGGUGAAAAAGCUGCUGAAGAUUGAGAAAGAGGCUGAGAUCUUGAGUGUACUCAGUCAUCGAAAUAUCAUCCAGUUUUAUGGCGCAAUUCUUCAGGCCCCGAACUAUGGAAUAGUCACAGAGUUUGCCAGCGGAGGGUCGUUAUAUGAGUAUCUAUCAAGUGAUGCAAGUGAAGAAAUCAGCAUGAGACAGAUCAUGACCUGGGCGACAGAGAUAGCUAAAGGAAUGCAUUAUUUACAUUCAGAGGCCCCGGUCAAAGUCAUCCACAGAGAUCUCAAGUCACGAAAUGUGGUCAUGACAGCAGACAAAGUUCUCAAGAUCUGUGAUUUUGGAGCAUCUAAGUUUCACUCCCACACCACACACAUGUCUCUGGUGGGCACGUUCCCCUGGAUGGCCCCGGAAGUCAUUCAGAGCCUUCCUGUUUCUGAAACAUGUGAUACGUACUCUUAUGGAGUGGUUUUGUGGGAGAUGCUGACUCGUGAGAUUCCAUUCAAAGGGCUUGAGGGGCUGCAAGUGGCUUGGCUGGUAGUGGAGAAGAAUGAGAGAUUGACAAUUCCCAGCAGUUGCCCUGCCAGCUUUGCAAACCUGAUGAGGAAAUGCUGGGAAACAGAACCAAUGAAAAGACCCUUGUUUAAAGAGAUCCUGUCCAUCCUAGAGGCAAUGUGCAAUGAUAGCCAACUCUCUGACCAGUGUAACUCCUUCCUACAAAACAAAGCAGAAUGGAGGCGUGAGAUCGAGGCGACUCUGGAUCGCUUGAAGAAGCUGGAGAGGGACCUGAGCACUAAAGAGCAGGAGCUGAAGGAGAGAGAGCGCCGCCUCAAGAUGUGGGAAAAAAAACUCGUUGAGCAGUCCAACACUCCGCUGCUCCCGAACCUGGCCAUCCAUGUCUGGACAGAGGAACAUGUGUACUUCUGGAUGUCACAGAUUUUUGGGACAGACGGAGUAGAGUGUGAAAUGCAGCGCUACGCUGAUGUCUUCAAGAAGAACCAUAUCACUGGACGCAGGCUGCUGCUUCUCACUGAGACCGAUAUGAGAGAUAUGGGAAUCUCCUCUAAAGGGCAUAUCAUACACCUGAAGGCUGAAAUUGAAAAAUUAACGAAUGAUUACCUCGCCCUGUUCCAUUUCCCCCCAUUAAUAAAGGAUGAAUGGGACAUAGAAGAAGAAAAACAAAGCUGGAGGAAGACUGUAAAUCUGGAGCUGGUGUUUGGUUAUCACUGGAAACCAGGGACAGGUCCACAGGACUGCAAAUGGAAAAUGUACUUGGAGCUUGACGGAGAUGAAGUUGCUUUAACCUACAUCAGAGAUAUCACAUUUAAUGCAAAUAGACCAGAUGUGGAAGUCUCAAAGAUGACGAAGCCACCCUUUGUGAUGGAAAAAUGGAUUGUUGGGAUACCUGACAAACAGACUGUUGACUGCAUUGUAAAUUAUGAGAGUGACGUCAAGUCUCCAAAGAGCACAAGGCAUGUGCAUUCAGUGCAGUGGAGUCUGGUCAGUGGCCCAGAUGAAAUCAGAGGUGUAGAGCUGCUCAUAGAAACAGCGCCAGCAAAUGGGGAGGGGAACUACAAAAGCAGUUCCAACACUGGUGUUGAUCCUCAGUGGAUUUCCAGUCUGAGAUCAAAGCAACUCAAAGACAACUUUGCCAGUGAGCGCCACAGUGCCACUCCAAGCAACCACUCAGACAGCAUGACCCUCCCACAGUUCCUGUCUGUUUUCGGUGAUCAGUCCUCAUAUGCUUCUGCCGUGCGAAGAUCACCCAGUCGCAGUUCACUUUCCCAAUGGGCCGACUCCCGGAGCUCCUCUCCUACACUUUCGACCAAACUCUCCUCAAUCCACCUGGGGUCAAAGGGUAGCAGCCCAUCCAGUACGACUUCAGAGAGCACAUUGGAAAGAGACCGCUCUAAUAAAAAUAGGCAAAUGCACAACUACCAGAGAAAGAGCUCCUAUAGCUCUCUAACUGGAGCAGUGGAACGGAAAUCCUAUAGAGGGGGAAGUCACACUUCUCAUGGCGGUUUUAGAGGAGGACGACACCGAACUAACCACGUAGUACCACAAAACCAAAUACGAAUAAUCCCAGGAUUGGUGACAUCAACAGUAGGUGAAAAGCAGAAAGAGGAGCCAGAGGAUGCCAAAGCUACAGAGGGAGGAUGGAUAAAAGUGGAACGCAAGAAGCCUCCCAAACAGGACCAUAAGCAGCAGGACCAAAGACAGCUCAGAGGCCGUCCACGAAGGGGUGGAAGAGGGGGACGUGGGCGGAGCUAAUGGCUUUUAUGCUGUUUAUGUGUGGGCAUAUGGAUUGAAUAAUUAAAUUAUUACACCAUAAAAGACAUAUUUUUACAAAUAACAGAAGCAGCAGCGUGAGUCAGGGUAUAGUGAGUCAGGGUAUAGGGGUAUAAUAAGAACUGCUUGGCAAAGGAUUAUGAACAGACAUGUUUUGCCACUCAUUGCAGGCUCGCCAGUCAAAUGAAGAAUGAGUAGAAGGAUCUUUUUAGCGCACAAUACUUACCAAAAGCCUCAAUUUAACACUUCCAGAGCCAGUCUCAUUCUACAAUAUAGAUGACAAACUUUUAACAACACAAUAUUUUACCAGUGGUUUUUAAACUGUGGUCUGAGAGCCAGUAAAGUGAUUGUAAAUUUUUUAACAAAACUUUUAAUAAAUCUCUAAAAAUAUUUUUUUGGGAAAAUCAUCCAAAGGGUCUGAAUGUAUUAAAAGAUUAAAGAUAACAUACUGUAUAUCUGCAUGUUACAAUCCGGUGUAUUGCACUUCUUCUUCUUCUUUAAUGCAGAUGGAAAUCAAAUGAUUGUAUUAGACUACAGAAUAAACUGUUUAAAAAUAAUGUACUAAUAUUUAUAUAAUUCUGGUUGUAAGUCUUCAUGCCCGAUAUGUUUCUAUUUUAUGACAAAUAUCUUUUCCUCCACACACUUCAGAAAUAUGAAUAUUUAAGUACUUCUAAAUAUUGUUUGGAACCUGAAUUAUUUGAAAGUCACUACUACAAGAUGAAUUGGGUUUGUUUUGCUCCACGUUUUAAAUCGUGUUUUUAGUUAUAUUUUUAUAUACACUUUUGCCAGCUAUAUCCCGUUGCAUCGUUAAAAUAAAAGGUUUUAAUAUAA
Silurus meridionalis is the source of this 3465-nucleotide messenger RNA. It is a transcript of the gene map3k20a, whose product is annotated as sterile alpha motif and leucine zipper containing kinase AZK. Gene Ontology annotation, biological process: protein phosphorylation. The record is from RefSeq and is a predicted model, not a curated record. Gene Ontology annotation, cellular component: cytoplasm. The transcript is spliced from 20 exons. NCBI's taxonomy places the organism in Eukaryota, Metazoa, Chordata, Actinopteri, Siluriformes, Siluridae. Gene Ontology annotation, molecular function: ATP binding; protein kinase activity; protein binding. The coding region runs from base 232 to 2616 and encodes 794 amino acids.